Molecule: messenger RNA, 1147 nt
Organism: Columba livia (rock pigeon)
Lineage: Eukaryota; Metazoa; Chordata; Aves; Columbiformes; Columbidae
Product: claudin-3
Exons: 1
Coding region: 119-763 (214 amino acids)
Biological process (GO): cell adhesion; bicellular tight junction assembly
Cellular component (GO): bicellular tight junction; plasma membrane
Molecular function (GO): structural molecule activity
Source: RefSeq, a predicted model, not a curated record
UGCACCCAGGUGUAAGCUGAUCCCCCAAGGGCUGCGAACGGCGACAGGUGGCGGUGACGGUUUCGGUCCGUGGGUUCUUCUCCACCAUCGCCUGCAGCGCGGCAGCGAAGCGGUCACCAUGUCGAUGGCACUGGAGAUCAGUGGGGUGGCCUUGUCGGUGCUGGGUUGGUUGUGCAGCAUCCUCUGCUGCGCCUUGCCCAUGUGGAGGGUGACGGCUUUCAUCGGCAACAACAUCGUGACGGCGCAGAUCAUCUGGGAAGGGCUGUGGAUGAACUGCGUGGUGCAGAGCACGGGGCAGAUGCAGUGCAAGGUCUACGACUCCCUGCUGGCCCUGCCGCAGGAUUUGCAAGCCGCCCGCGCCCUCCUGGUGGUAACCAUCCUCUUGGCCGUCCUGGGUUUACUGGUGGCCAUCAUAGGCGCCCAGUGCACCCGGUGCGUGGAGGACGAGAGCACCAAAGCCAAGAUCACCAUCGUCUCCGGCGUCAUCUUCAUCCUCUCCGCCAUCAUGAACCUCAUCCCCGUCUCCUGGUCGGCCAACACCAUCAUCCGGGAUUUCUACAACCCGCUGGUGCUCGACGCGCAGAAGCGGGAGCUGGGCACCUCGCUCUACGUGGGCUGGGCAGCCUCUGCCCUCCUGCUGCUGGGGGGGUCCCUGCUCUGCUGCUCCUGCCCCCCCAAAGACGACAGGUACACCACCGGCAAGGUGGCCUACUCAGCCCCACGCUCUGCCGUCACCAGCUACGACAAGAGGAACUAUGUCUGAGCCCCCCCGGGAUCCCCUGGGACCCUCCGACACCCACCCUCCCUACCCCACCCACCCCGAGACCCUCAUCACCCUCCACAGAGCCAGGGGUGGCGGCAGUGGGGCAGGGGGGCGCGAAGGAGGGGACGGGGACGGCGGUGGGGUCAGGGCCAGGCUGUGUAAAUAGAGACAGUUUCGGGUAAACAAGAAGCGGUUUCGGGUUGGCGGGAGACGCGGCGCCCAGCGCGCCCCUGCCCGCGCCGAUGGGGCAGGAUGGGGACAGGGCUGGCGACAGUGGCCCCCUCUCAGUGUGUCCCCCCCCAUCACGCCGGCCGGGCACCGUUUGUCCCUGUUACGUGUGUCUGUACCGGUUACAUUUGUCAAUAAACGUGUCCUGUUUUGGUA